ACGGCUCCUUUUAGGAUGAAAUCGGACUCUACUCUCUUCUGCCUCCCGCCACCUCUUCCUCCUUCCCCUCGCCACCGGGCCCUCGACUCCCUCCUUUUCUCCGCCAUUUCUUCCUCCUCCUCAGUCCUCCAACUCCGUCAGAUACACGCGCUCCUCCACCGCUUCGGCCUCCAUGCCAGCAGUUUCCUCGUCGCCAAGCUACUACGCCGUUUUACCGAUUUCGGCAUCCUCCCCCCUAACCCCUAUCCGUCUCUGAUUUUUUCCCAAGUCCCUUCUCCCAAUUCCUUUCUCUGGACUGCCUUCAUCCGCUCCCACUCUCCCUUCCUUUCCUCUGCUUCUACUGAUGCCGACUCUCCCCUCGCAGUCUACUCCCUCAUGCGACGCCAAUCUCCACCGCCGCCUCCUCUCUCCUUUACUUUCACUGCUCUUCUCAAGUCUGCCCAAUGUAUAUCUGACGGCAUCCAAAUCCACGCUCAAACCAUUUCCAUUGGUGGCUUCGACAGUGACCUUUUCGUCCUCAACACCCUCAUUGACAUGUACAUUCGCUCUGGCCAUUUGAGUCACGCCCGCCAGGUGUUCGAUGAAAUGCCUGUUAGGGAUGUGCUGUCCUGGACCUCUCUUGUUGUAGCGUACAGUAGAAAUGGAGAUAUGGAUUCUGCUGCUGGGCUCUUCCAUCUUUCUCCGGUGAAGGACUUGGUCGCUUGGACUGCUAUGAUUAGCGGCUAUUCCCAAAAUGCCAAGCCAAGGGAAGCUUUGGUUGUUUUCAAGGAAAUGCAGGCAGCCGGCGUUGUCUUUGAUGAUGUCUCUUUGGUUGGUGCGAUCAACGCAUGUGCUCAAUUGGGCACAUGUAGCUAUGCCUCUUGGAUUCGUCAGGUUGUUGAUCAGGCCUGCAUUCCAUUAAAUGCAUUCAUUGGGUCGGCUAUGAUUGAUAUGUACGCAAAAUGUGGUCUGAUUGAUGAUGCUCAGCACGUGUUUGGUCAAAUGUCUGAUAAGGAUGUUUAUUCUUACAGCGCAAUGAUUUCAGGUCUUGCAGCACAUGGCAGGGCUGAUGAGGCAAUCUGCUUAUUUGAGUUCAUGGUGAGACACACAGAUGUGCGGCCCAAUCGUGUCACCUUCGUUGGGGUGCUCACAGCUUGCAGUCAUGCUAAUUUAGUAGAGAAGGGCCGUCACUACUUUCUGAUGAUGAAUGAGUACAGAAUCACUCCAGAUGCUGGCCAUUAUACUUGCAUGGUUGAUUUGCUUGGCCGUGCCGGGCUUGUUGAUGAAGCACGGAAGCUAGUUCAGUCUAUGCUUGUCGAACCAAACGGAGCAGUUUGGGGUGCGUUGCUUGGUGCUUGCAGGAUCCAUGUGAAGCCUGACAUAGCCAGAAUUGCUUCAGAACAUAUAUUCAAACUUGAACCUGACUGUAUUGGAAACUACAUUGUGCUCUCAAAUAUCUAUGCUUCGGCUGGCAUGUUGAAUGAAGUGUCUAAUAUAAGAAAAAUGAUAAGAGAAAGGGGGCUGAGGAAGAACCCAGCUUCUAGUUGGAUGGAGUCUGGUGAUGGUGUUAUCCAUGAGUUCUUUGCAGGCGAUGAUUUGCACCCGAGAUCGAAGGAGAUAAAAGAAGUAUUGGAGAAUCUGUUGCAGAGAUUGAGGUUGGUUGGUUAUGUGCCUUUACUGAGCUCAAUUGUUUAUGACAUGAGUGAUGAUGAGAAGGAGAGGAUUCUGAAGGGCCAUAGUGAGAAGCUUGCCUUGGCCUUUGGCGUGCUAACAACUGCUGUUGGGGGUGUGAUAAGAAUUAUGAAAAAUAUCAGAAUCUGUGAAGACUGUCAUCUGGUGAUGAAGAUGUCAUCUGGGGUUAUUGAAAGGGAGAUUGUUAUUAGAGAUAGCUUGAGAUUCCACCAUUUUAAGAGAGGAGCUUGCUCUUGUCAUGAUUUUUGGUGAUGAUGUAGAGGAUUGGCUUGUGAUUUUUCAAUCAAUUGUGAAUCACAAAGCUGAGCUAUUGUAUAAUUAGAGAAUAACUGAUAUUCUUAGGAGACAUUUUUAUGUUUGAAGAGGAGACUAAAGAGGAUUUAUUUAAAUCUUAUAUAAGCUCAAUGAGAUGAGGAAUAACUAAGCUAUGUAAAUUCCUGGUGGAAUGGAGAAUACAUUUUUGACCUGUUGGUUUUAUGUACUUUAAUAAAAGGUUUACAAAUAUGAAAGCAAGACGAGAACAUAGGGCAGUUAGGGAUCUACUUGUUCAUAAGAUGACCACUACUGGCUUCUUAAAUCCUUCUGUGAUUUCUAUAGCAUGUUGUUGCUUGCUAGAGGACAUC
Messenger RNA from Phalaenopsis equestris, 2294 nucleotides. RefSeq names its product pentatricopeptide repeat-containing protein At5g44230. Gene Ontology annotation, molecular function: RNA binding; zinc ion binding; protein binding. The coding region runs from base 16 to 1923 and encodes 635 amino acids. Gene Ontology annotation, biological process: RNA modification. NCBI's taxonomy places the organism in Eukaryota, Viridiplantae, Streptophyta, Magnoliopsida, Asparagales, Orchidaceae. The record is from RefSeq and is a predicted model, not a curated record. The transcript has a single exon.